This is a messenger RNA of Labrus mixtus (cuckoo wrasse), 7596 nucleotides long. It is a transcript of the gene znf292a, whose product is annotated as zinc finger protein 292a. Lineage: Eukaryota; Metazoa; Chordata; Actinopteri; Labriformes; Labridae. Gene Ontology annotation, molecular function: DNA binding; DNA-binding transcription factor activity, RNA polymerase II-specific. Gene Ontology annotation, cellular component: nucleus. The transcript is spliced from 8 exons. The record is from RefSeq and is a predicted model, not a curated record. Gene Ontology annotation, biological process: regulation of transcription by RNA polymerase II. Bases 16 to 7170 code for a protein of 2384 amino acids.
GUGAUUGUUGUGAAGAUGGCGGAGGGGGAGACAGAGAAGGAAUAUGACACACGGAAAGCUAUCGAGGAGCUCCGAGGGCGCUUCCAGGGUUUGACCACAGCUUUGAAAGAGAGCUCACAGUCUCCGUUGGAAGCCUCUCUGCAUUUCUGCCAGGAGUUUUGCCAGGUCCUUGUGGAGCAUGCUGGCCGUUGGAAAACUGAUGAGGAUCCACUGCCUUUGCUGGAGGUCUACACUGUGGCUAUCGUCAGCUUUGCGCAGGCCGCCUCCUGUCUCUCCUCUGAAUGUGAAAACGUGCCACUCCUACUUGAAAAGUUAGCACUGAGCUGUGCAGAGCUGCUGCUCUUACUGCCCCAGCAUGUCCCUAUUGCCUUAUGGGAGGAGUUUCAGUCCUCCAUGAAGUCGGCACACAGCCUUUUGCAAGACAGCGGGAGCACGCAGCUUUACCAGCUCUCAGUUCUGGCGCAGCAAGAUGGCGUCUGGUCCAACACCACGUUAAGCAGCAUCCUGUCCAAUCAGACUCCUCAACCCGAACAAGUUCAUGAGUAUCUUGAGUUGGAAGGCCCCACGCUUCUCAACAUGAGGAUCAAGCAUCUUAUCAAAGUGGACAGAGCUGAUAAAGCUGCUGUCCUCGCAAAGAUGUGCUCCGAGUAUCCGGGAUAUGAAGGAAAAGGAAACUUUAAGCAGACUUACUUGCUUUGCAUCUGUAUGACAAAAAGUCAGGAGCAGCUAAUGGAGGAGAUCGCAUCAAUAGACUGUAAAGAUGCUCUUGAAAUGAUCUGCAACUUGGAGUCAGAGGGAGACGAGAAAGGAGCUCUCUGCGUAUGUUCUGCCUUUCUCAAGCGUCAGCUUCUCCAAGGGGAUGUCUACUGUGCCUGGGAGCUCACACUGUUCUGGAGUAAGCUACUAAUGCGGUUGGAGUCUUCGGCUGAUGCAUUCCUUGGACACAGCAAAGAGAUGGCUCUUCUCUGCAGAAGUGUCUGUCAUAUUCUGUUUCUCAUCAAAGUCAUCCAAAAUGAGCUUGGAGAGGUGGGACUUCCAGUGUGUGUGGAAAUGUGCAUUCAAGCUUUGAAAAUGACCUCCAGUGACCAUAAGGAUAGCAAGUCUACUAUCUGCAAGACUAUUUCCUGCCUCUUGCCAACAGAUCUCGAAGUGAAACGUGCAUGCCAGCUUACUGAGUUCCUCCUACAGCCUACCAUUGACUCGUAUUAUGCCGUAGAGUCACUAUACAAUGAACCAGACCAAAAGCCUGAGGAGGAUGGGAGUCUACCAGUGCCCAAUUCUUUACGAUGUGAGUUACUGCUGGCCUUGAAGACACAGUGGCCUUUUGAUCCAGAGUUCUGGGACUGGAAAACACUGAAACGCAACUGCUUGGCACUAAUGGGAGAGGAGGCAGCUAUUGUGUCAUCUAUAGACACACUCAACGACACGGACGAACAGGAGGUGGAAAGUGCAAUCGGCAAACUCCCUGAAUACAGAGACUUGGAGGAUUUUCUGUUAACCACUACAAAUGAACUCAAUGAAAUCACAGAUGAAAGAGAAAAAAACAGAGAGGCGAAGAAACUUCGGGAGCAGGGUUUUGUGUCUGCUCGUUUCAGAAAUUGGCGAGCUUACAUGCAGUAUUGUGUUUUGUGCGACAAAGAAUUCUUGGGUCACAGAAUUGUUCGCCACGCACAGAAGCAUUUCAAAGAUGGAGUGUAUCUCUGUCCAAUUUGUGCUGACAGUUUUGAAAGUAGGGAGGUUUUAGAGCCACAUGUAGCAUCACAUGUAAAGCAAUCGUGCAAAGAGAGACUAGCAGCAAUGAAAGCAGCUAGGAAGGUAACCAAACCACCUCAGUCCCCUAAAAGUCCGUCAAAAAGUCCUAAAGUUGCUGCGAAGAUGAGUAUUAGUCCUGUUAAAAUGGAAUCUCAAGUUACUGAACAAUUGGCAACACCUGUUAAAAUAGAACAAACAACAUCUGACACAAACAUUAGUCAAGACUGUUUCUGUCCGGUCAAAAAUUGUUCAAAGGCUUUCAAGUUUUUCCGUAACCUCAUGGCUCACGUCAGAUCUCACAAGGAUGACGAGGAAGCCAUGAGAUUUUUAGAGAUACAAAAGCAGAAAGUGGUGUGUCAGUAUUGCAGGCGGCAGUUUGUCAAUGUCAGACAUCUGAAUGAUCACUUGCAGAUGCACUGUGGUAGCAAGCCGUACAUCUGUAUACAGUUGGAUUGCAAAGCCAACUUUAACUCCAAUUCUGAGCUUCUAAUGCAUAGAAAAAUACAUUCUGAGUUUAAGGCCCAGUGUAUGUUCCCCAACUGUGGCCAAGUUUUCAGUGAGGCCUACCUGUUGUACGAUCACGAGGCACAGCACUACCUUACAUACACCUGCCAAACAGAUAACUGUGGCAAAAUAUUCUACUCGCAGUCUCAAUUCUUGUCUCACCAACAGAUUCAUAGUACAAAUGGUGCAAACUGUUUGCCUAUCAGUAAUCAAAAUCCUCCUGUCACUCCAAGAGUAGAGGCACCACUCCAGAGCCCCCCACUUAGAGAAAACCCAAGUUCUGCAGUUGUCAGCCCUGAAAGUAUAAAGACAGAUGUAUAUAUGAAGGAGGUGGCAAAUGCAAACACAUCACCAUGUACAUCUCCUGAGGUUGCUAUAGACGCAGUUUCUCAGAAAGUUAAACACUCGAUUGAAAGCAUGAUGAGUUCUGAAGGAGAGCCAGAAAUCCAAGAACCAGAGAAAUGCUAUACUCCUUUAACAAACCCCACUCCAGCAGCUGAGGUGAACCCAGCACCAGAGCCUCCCCAUGUGCCCCCUAAUGAGGCUGGGCAAAGUGAAAACCCUCCAGUGUACCCUGUACACAUUUCAACAAAUCCUGCAGCAAGUCAUCAGAGAGAAGGGCUUAAUAAUGUUCAGUGCAAUGAAUUUAAAAACGUGAAUCCGCCAAUCAUUUCUCCAAGUCAUAUAAAGACAGAAAUCCCUUCUUCACUGCAAGGCUAUCCUUCGAGCACACCUGCUGUGACUGCUGGCAAUGAGGAGAACCUGCAUUGCUGCCCUUAUAGUGAGUGUACAAGGGCAUACAGUACAAACAAAAGUCUAUCCAGGCAUGUGAAGAAGCAACACCCUGAAAUAUUUGAGGACUGGAAAUUGGCAAAGAAAUAUAACAAGGUGGCCAGAAUUACUGCAAAAAAGGCACCAAGUGGGCUGGCUUCACCAAGUCAGCGUCAGAACCUGGGGAAUAGGUCUCCAAAUCAGCCAGGAAUACUAUGCAACAAACCUGGGAUGCAGCAAAUGGAUUACCAAACGGGAUGUUCAAGCUCGCCAGCUCAGUGUUAUGCUGGAUCAAUGGAGCCUGUGCCUAUCACUCCAAUGGUGAACCCAACACUGUACCCAUCGUGGGGAAGCCAAAAUAAUCCAAGUGGAAUGAUGCAGGCCGACAUGUCCCAGUCAUGGUCUUCACCUCCCAUGAACAACUGUUAUCCAGAGGCCUUCAACAUGAAUGAGUUCCCCUCUCGGGGCUAUCCUAAUUGGCAGCCAGACCCUUAUCAGAACACAGUGCCCCCGCCACCUGAUAGAGAUCAUUCAAUGGCAGCUAUGCACGGUUCUACCAUGUCACAUGGGCCUUCGGAUUCAAGUUUGAUGUCACAGUACGUGUCCAGUUCUCUGAUGCUUGACAAUGGAGGGCAAAUGCAUAAUGGAGGGCAACAGUAUGGAGUAAUAAAUCCAGAGGGCAGUGGAGACAGAAAAGCUAAUACAAAUUUGACAAACCAGUUGGAUAAUGGAAACAGUAUCUCAACAAUUGACAGCCUGCCUGAAGGAAGCUACCACACUCCAUAUGCUCAAAGUGAAAACUCUUGUCUUACUCAAGGUUCUUCGGUUGAUAUUCCCAUGAAAUCCCUGAGCCCAGAGGCCCAACUUCCAUUGAAAGUGAGAAAUGAAAUAGUUAAAACUGAGAAUAUGUCCACUCCUGGUUAUGAACAGAUGGACAACUCGGUAGAUGGCAUGCUCAGCCCCCAAAGUGUCACUCAAGGAGAUUUCUCUUUAGAUGAGGAAUGUCCAAAUGCUGACUGUGAGGAUAACGUCUCAGAUGAUAAGGCUGGUGAACCUGACGUGCAAAAGGGCAAACGCAGUAGGUUGAGCAAACGAACGAAAUGGCCGGCAAUCAUUAAGGAUGGUAAGGUCAUCUGUAGGAGGUGCUUCAGAGAGUUCACGAGCACCAAGUCUCUCGGAGGUCACUUGUCUAAACGCUCACAGUGCAGGCCCGUAGACGAAAUCGAUCUUACGGCUGAACUGCCAACAUCUUUCCUUGAUUUUCUCAAUGACCCCCAUGUCCCUGACACUAAUGGAGCAAUAUUCAACGUGGCAAAUGGGGAUUUCUCACAGGAAUCGUGUAGCUUGACCACUUUGUCUUCACCCAUGGCAUUGAAACAAGAGCCACAAUACACAAACAUAAUGGAUUAUUCAAACUCCUUAACUGUUACCCCUGAAACCCAGCCAGAGAAGGCAGGAGAGUUGGCAAACCCAGCUCUUGCUGCACCUUAUCAAGAAGAUCACUUGAUGGAAAUUUCACAUGCCUUUCAAAGGCUUGAUUUGAUUGAGGCUGCACAAGAGAAGAUGCGGAACGCUCUGUUAUUAGAACAAAAUAUCAGUCAUAGCAAAGCAGCCCCUGAUGUUGAAAAAAGAAAAAUACUUGGUAAGAGUGAUGACAAGCCCUCUGAAAAGGUGCCCAAGCCUUUCAAGUGUGACCAAGAUGACUGUGAGUACUCAUUCAUGACUAAGGAGGCAUUGUUUAAACACUUGUGUAGAAUGCAUGAUUACACAAAUGAGAUGAUAGAAGAACUUAAAAGAACCCCAUCUAAACUGUCGCCUUAUCCCUGUCAGAUUUGCCCCAAAACAUUCACGAGAACAACAGGUUUGAGAAUUCACUAUGAAAAAGUCCAUCGAUUGUCAAAGGUAGAAAUGCAGAAGCUAAAGAUCAGUGCUCGUAACAGGCGUGCUUUUAGACUUAACAAAGACAACGUGUUAGUAAGCAGUGCAACCAGUAAUGCCAAUAACAGUAACACUACACAAUCUGCAGUACCAAUAUUACUUGCAAUUAAACAGGAACCACUUGACAUUGCAAUUGCUACUCAAACCGACAAUGAGAACAAUCUAGAAGUUACUCAGCUCACUUCACCAGAAAAUGCAGUUAAACAGGGUUUCACACCAGAAGUAUCGACUGUUACAAGACUACCAUCACCUGAAAGCUUUUUAUCUGAGCGGUUGAUUGGUGAGGUGGCACCCUCUGUUCUUGAAAAGUCCCCUGAUCGACAGAGAGUGGCUGUUGUAAACAAGAGUCCAAAUGUGAAAAAGAAAUCCACUUUAAAAAUGAAACUCAGUCCGGUUGGGAAAGCAAAAGAGCACCAAGGGCGAUCAGACGCAGCAUUAAGCAAAGAAAAAGAGCCAAAGUCCAGCCCCGCUUCUGCAUCAGCUUCAUCCUCCCCAGAAAAACCCGGCAGCUCUAAAAACACGCCAACGAAGGAUGAAUCCCAGAGAAAACAGAAACAUCAGAAAAGGUUGAGCCUCCAAAUGUGUGAUGUAGACGCUUUCAGCCCAUAUAGACCAUAUCGCUGUGUUCAUGAAGGAUGCACUGCUGCAUUCACUAUUCAGCAAAAUUUGAUUUUGCAUUACAGGGCCAUGCAUCAGGCAUCUCUGCCUGCUAGCAAACCUGAAGUUGAAGCUGAAGCUGAAACUGAAACGACUAGUGUUGAAAAUGGACAGGCAAGCCAUCAGAGCAUAAGCAAAGAUGAUGAGGUCAGGUGUCAGGUGAAAGACUGUUCAAGGGUGUUCAUUGGAAUCACAAGGUUAAUCCAGCAUUACCUCUUACUCCACAAGUUUACCCGUGAUAAAGCCACCUCUAUGAUGGCCAGCAUGACCAUAGGGACUUUCAACUGUGAUCGGCCGGAGUGUGCUCUCCCCUUUGACUCAGUGGAAAAGUAUGUGGAGCACAUAAAGAAUUUUCACAAGGAGAUAGCUAUCUCUGAGAGCGGCUCAGUUGAUCAAACUUUCAAGUGCGAGUAUAUGGGAUGCGACCGUGUCUACACUACAAAAUCAAACCUCCUCCGUCACCUCAUAAAAAAGCAUGAAUACGUUUAUGAUCCUAAAGCAAGUGACGGAAGACGGACGAAAUCAGCAGGGCUCUUUCCAGGAGUUAAUGGGAAAGAGAAUGUGGAGAGCAAAUUCAAAGGGAAGAAGAAAAACACUAAAAAGAAAGAUGUGAAGUCCAUUGAACACUGGACUCAUUUUGGGAAGCCUAAACUAAAAUCCCACGAGGACGCAUCAGCCAUGUGCAUCAAGAAGUUUUCCCUGCAGUACCCAUGCAUGAUAAUAGGCUGCGAUGCUGUUGAGCGGGCAGAGAGAAGUAUAUUCAAGCAUUACACCACACAUGGCCUCACAGAAAGAUACAUUGAAGAUCAGAGGAGCCAGUUCAUUUAUUGUAAAAAGUACUCCCGUUCCAGAUUCAAGGAUACAAACAAAUCUGAGGGCGCAUCAACCUCCUCUUCUGAGGAGACAGAGCCAGAAGACGCAGAAAAAUCAAGUGACCAGAAAUCAGAUGAGCUCGUGGAUAGAAUAGGCCAAGAAGACAGCAAGCUGUCAAACGACGAUAGUGCAGAAUCUCAAGCUUCCACCGGGACAGAUGGUGGCAUUAAAAGAGGCCGUCCCAGGAAACCGGCACGUCCUACACCAGCUUGUCCAGAGAGGAUCCAGUCUCUAAGAAAUCGUACGACUGUUAACAGUUCAAGAGAGAACUCAAAUCCUGGUACACCUACAGCCCAAGAACAACCUGAUGAAGGGGUUAAUCAAGGUGCUUUCAAGCCUCUUGGGCUUGAGGACUCAUUCCUUAAGUUCUUGGAAACCUCAGAGUCAACCAACUCUUCCAAACGCAAAUUAAAUGACAAACCAAGUGCUGAACUGCCGUCCAAAAGACACCAAACACACAAACAGAGAUCUACAAUGAGAAGUAGAAUAAGUCAUGAGUUUAGAGGCUACGAAAACCUUGUAGAGUUCAGAAAUCCCCUUAAUCUUACAUCAGUUAGCAAUGUCAAGAUUGUCAUGGACAAAACACUUUCAGAAGGUGCUGAUCUUUUGCUAAAGCAGCUACAAUACAUGAAGCCCACGGUCAUAAUAAAAAAGUGGCUUUAUAGCGGAUCAUAGCCCAACAUUUUGUGUUCAACUCAAUCUCACUCAGGAUUUGAGAUGUUAUGCUGCAGAAUGGUUUGUUAAUGCAUCAGAUUUCCAACUGAUAAAAGUAACAGUCACGGUUAACAAUAAAAUGGCCUAUUUUGUACUUUAUGAAAAACUGUCUUGGAUGAUUUUAAGUAUGUAUGUUAGUUAUAAUAACCAGGUAACCUAUAGGGCAUAGAUUUUAGAAACAUGUUUGUAUUUAUGCUUAGUACUGAAGAUGUUUUUUUCUUUUGCUAAAUGGAGACUUUUAAAGAAAAAUGUUUUUAUAUAUCCCUAUGGGAUUUCAAGUUCUGUUUGUAUUUAUUUUAUCCUUUUUCAACACUAGUAGACCUAUCUGUAAUAUUUACAUGUCUUCCACAAAGUGUUCAAUAAACUGUUACUGGUUCUUUUUGUAAA